AUGGGCGGCUCAAAAGGGGUUAACAAGCCGACAUUGCCAUCUUUUAUUACAGCAGGUUAUCUGCGCUGCCCUGUCCGUUCGUACGUUCCAAAUCCGCUGCGUUGUUUCAAAUGCCGGUUUGGACAUUCACAGACAUCCUGCCGUGGCAAGAGCGUAUGUGCACAGUGUGGGACUGAAGGUCACGAGAGUACCGAGUGUACCAGUACCCCAUGCUGUGUUAACUGCAAAGAUGUCCAUCCUUCUUACUCCCAAAAAUGCCCUGCAUGGCAAAGAGAAAAGGAGAUACAACGGGUGAAAACACUGAACAACAUACCCUAUCCAGAGGCUCGUCGUAUGGUCACUUCAACUGCACCUUUGAGACAGAAAACAUUUGCUGCUGUUUUGAAAUCCACAAAGACAUGUAGGGUUCAAACAGAUAUAUCUGUCUCUCCUAGUGAAUCUCUUACCCGCCAUGUGAAAUGUUUAAUUCUCCCAACUAUCCAAACAUCAGAAAAGGAGACCAAGAAAGCCAAAACACCCCUACCAAAAACAGUGGUAAUGACAAGAAACAUGGGUUCUAAGAAGGCUGCUAAGAACCCGCUCAACAAACAAAAAUUAAAAGCAGCCAUCUCCAAAUCUAAGAGAUCAGAGGCUCAGUCUAUGAGUGAGUUCUCUGACUUGUCUGACGAGGAGACUAAUAAGGAGGUGACACCACCAACUUCACCUCCAAAAGGCAAAUCAGCCGUAAAACUAAAGAGGGAUACCUUCACAAAGAAUGCUGCCUCAAACACAUAA
Messenger RNA from Centruroides sculpturatus (bark scorpion), 774 nucleotides. RefSeq lists its product as uncharacterized. Bases 1 to 774 code for a protein of 257 amino acids. The record is from RefSeq and is a predicted model, not a curated record. The transcript has a single exon. Gene Ontology annotation, molecular function: nucleic acid binding; zinc ion binding. Lineage: Eukaryota; Metazoa; Arthropoda; Arachnida; Scorpiones; Buthidae.